GUGACGGUAUCGUCGGCACGCGUGCCGACAGUAGGGUACAAGUACCCGACCACGGCCCUCUUUCCGUUAUCGUUAUCGUGAAACGAAAGAUGAAUACGCUGGGCAAGUGUCUGGUAAGCUUAACAUCAUGGAUGAGUGCCAGCCUCUUUUGCCUAUCAUGUUAGUGGGUUAUAUAUAAUAUCUUUGUCCGACAGCUCCUGAACGAUGAUCUUCUAUCCCCCUCCCUCAUCAGAUCGCGAUAUGGAUGCCUCAAAAGUCUUCGACAAGAAGGACCAAGCCCUGUCGGACCCCCAGGUGGCCGAUGGAAGCUAUGCGGAAACCUGCUCAUACACUCCAGAAGAGGAGAGGAGGGUUGUCCGCAAGCUGGAUUUAGUGAUAUUGCCCAUGAUGUGCUGUGUCUUCUUCCUCCAAUAUCUCGACAAGCAGAGUCUCAGUUAUGCAUCGAUCUUCGGCCUCAUCCCAGAUCUGAAGCUGGAAGGAAAGCAAUACUCGUGGACCUCGUCCAUCUUUUAUUUCGGCCAACUGGUCUCCGAGUACCCUUUUAUCUAUCUGAUGAGUCGGCUUCCGCUGGCGAAAUUCGUUGGGGCUACCGUCGUCGUCUGGGGAGGCAUAUGCAUGUGUCUUGCUGCACCACACAAUUUUGCGGGAUUUGCCACCGUUCGAUUCAUACUGGGCUUCGCCGAGGGUGCUGUCUCUCCUGCCUUUGUCACGAUAACCAGCAUCUGGUAUCGCAAGAGCGAACAUCCUAUGCGUGUCGGGAUCUGGGUCACUAUGAAUGGAUUAGCCCAAGUCGUUGGCUCACUGCUCAUGUACGGCAUCGGCAAGAACGGCAGCCUCAGUCUGCAGCCCUGGAGGGUUCUGUUUCUCAUCUGCGGUGCGAUGACUACCUUUUGCGGCGCAGUUUUCUUCUUCAUCAUCCCCAAUGGAGUCAGUGACGCCUGGUUCUUGUCGCCCCGCGAGAAGGAGAUUCUCGUCGCCCGUAUGGCUGCAGAUCGAGAGGGGGGAGAUCGCAGCAAUUUUUCUGUAAACCAAUUCAAAGAGGGCCUGAUUGAUAUCAAGUCAUGGUUUGUCUUUGCGUUCGGACUGCUCGUGACGCUGAAUUCUUCUCCCCUAACCUUCGCCUCGCUUGUCAUCAAGAACAUUGGAUAUAAUAAAUUCGACACUCUCUUAUACGGCUCUCCAUCUGGAGCCCUACAGAUUCUGUUCAUUUGGAUCAGCGUUCUGGGCUGCUUCCUCUUCCCCAAGAACCGGUGUGCGGUGGUGAUGGUUCUCAUUAUUCCACCAUUGGUUGGUAACAUCCUUCUGUUGAAGCUGCCUCUAGCUGCCGGCUGGGGGGUUAUUGUCGCUUCGUGGCUGGCGAGCUUGAUCUCCGACAUCAUGACUGUUAUUCUCAGUCUGAGCGCGUCCAACGUCAAGGGCAACACUAAGCGAGCGAUGGUGAAUACCUUUUUCUUCAUCGGUUACUGUGUUGGAUGCAUCGCGGGCCCGCAGGCAUGGACGAAGGCGCCCCGAUACCUAGCCGGCGUCAUCCUAGACAUCGUUGUCUGGUGCUUGCUGUUUUUGGCCAUCGCCGGCUACUGGUAUGUGUGUGCUAGGGACAAUGCUCGGCGGGACUGCGAACAGGUAGGUGGCGGUACCGUCACGGGAUCCGAAGGCAUCGAUGUGACCGACAAGGAGGACCAGUCGUUCCGCUAUUCCUACUAGUCAGGAGCCUUAAGGGCCAAUUUUCGGUUUCUCGAUGCUUAGAGAACUAACUUGAACACUUUUAUUUGUCAAUUCAGUAUUGACUACAUAAGGAAAUCAAACCCAUCAACUUUAUGUGAUUCAAAUCAGCACGGUUUUCUCAAAUUGGCGUCUUAAGUGUUGACAUAGUAUCUAAACUGUAGCCCUUUGACCAGCAUAUACAUAAUAAACAAAGGUUUAUGGAAGUAUUCACCGCAAUAAAAUCUCAUAAAACCGUCU
Messenger RNA from Talaromyces proteolyticus, 1962 nucleotides. Its product is annotated as putative allantoate permease. The record is from RefSeq and is a predicted model, not a curated record. Gene Ontology annotation, biological process: transmembrane transport; tripeptide transport; dipeptide transport. Lineage: Eukaryota; Fungi; Ascomycota; Eurotiomycetes; Eurotiales; Trichocomaceae. Bases 205 to 1704 code for a protein of 499 amino acids. Gene Ontology annotation, molecular function: dipeptide transmembrane transporter activity; allantoate transmembrane transporter activity. The transcript has 8 exons. Gene Ontology annotation, cellular component: plasma membrane.